Messenger RNA from Amoebophrya sp. A120, 262 nucleotides. NCBI's taxonomy places the organism in Eukaryota, Dinophyceae, Syndiniales, Amoebophryaceae. The record is from the annotation of a GenBank genome assembly.
AUGGACGCCGUAGACAGCUUGAUCGACACGGUCGCCCCCCGGUGGAAGCAGUUAGCGCACACGCAGGAGGUGAAUUUAGACUGCGACACCAAGUUCCAACCAGAAGACGGCGACAAGAAGGCGGUGCACUACUUGAGUAAGUUCGAGCGAAAGGAUGUGGAGAACCAACUGCGCGCUGGGGGAGGCGCAAGGUGGACGUAUUUGACCACGCAACCCCGGUUAGUCGGCAUGGCGGCAUUGGCAUACGCGGACAAUGAGGUGC